Molecule: messenger RNA, 2509 nt
Organism: Penaeus vannamei (Pacific white shrimp)
Lineage: Eukaryota; Metazoa; Arthropoda; Malacostraca; Decapoda; Penaeidae
Source: RefSeq, a predicted model, not a curated record
CAGCCGGUGAAGUGGUAAGCCUUUUGCCUCCUCCAGUGCAAGGCUGUCUGGUUCGUCGCGUCGUCGCUCCGUUCCUUCCAGGCCCUCGGCAGGCACGGCGACUUUCCCCCCGGUCCUCCUCGCCUUCUGCGCCUUCUGCUGGAGGACGUGAUGUACUGAGGGCCUCUUCCCCUUCGAGUUCAUUUUGGGUAUCGCUGUUGAGAACCGAGGAAAGAUGAAGUACAUGCUGUUCGUCGUGGCGGCCGUGUCCCUGUGGCCAGCGUGCACGUCGAUGAAGGUGCGGUACGCGUGUCCUGCCGCUGACGACGUGUGCGUGCCCUGGAGGAUGUGCAGAGAGGAGAACCGGUUUUUGCAGUCGUCGACGGCCGGUGGCAUUCGGUACAUGUGCGGGAAGACCAUUAGCACUGAGGGCCUUGUCUGUUGCAACACGACAGAACUGUUGCAGGAGACGUUUGAGCCUUCCGUUGCGGAGUGGUACUAUGGCUGCUGCCCCCACCACCCAGAAGACGUAGGGUUGACCGUCGUCCCGUGGCCUGGCUUCGGCACGGUCCCCCUCACCCAGGACUCGGCGGUGGAGCCCGACCCCAUCUCCGCCCCAGACGAGGGACCGAAGCGCCUUUGCCCCGAAAGCAGCUUCUGCGUCCCCGCCGCGCUGUGUCCGCACUCGUUCAUCUCCUACUCCAUGGCCGAGGUGGCGCUGUUGGAGCUGAAGGAAGCGAGGUACGUCUGCGGAAGCACCGAAGAGACGGAAACCUUCGCCUGCUGCCAGUCGCAUAUCGUUGUCACAUCCAUGGUUGAUUAUGUCACGAAAUUCGAACAGGAGAAUAAAGAUACGUUCAUCGUGGCGAGCACCGAGAACAGUUUCCUCCAGGUCAUCCAUGAAGAAGAGCAGACUACAGAGGAAAGUUCAUUCAAUCUCUUCCGCUUCAGAUUAUCCAGUACAAUGUCUGAGAAUGAAGAUGACGAUGAAUCGGUUCCCGCGAGCGACGAGUCCCAAGAUUAUUCUGAGACCGACGAAGCCAGUGACGAGUCGGUUCUAGCGGACGACCAAUCCCAGCCAGAUUCCGAGGUGGAUACCGAGGACGUACAGGUUGUAAAACGUAAAAGACGCAGGCGGCGAGAUACUGACCCAGGGAUUGUGUUGCCUCAGAGUACCAGUCCACUCCGUCAUGGGAUAAGACCUCCAGCUGGGAGUACCAAGAGUAAGAAGUGUGGGACAUGCUCGGAUAUGUCGCAGUAUGCACGAUCAGGCGCGUAUUCCGGCGAAGCAACACCCAAACAGUAUCCAUGGCAUGUAGCAGUUCUGUCUUCGAAAAAUGAGUACCUGUGUGGCGGUGCAUUGAUUGGUAACCGAUGGGUGCUGACUGUUGCACACUGCGUUGAUGAGAUCUAUGGGCAGAACCUGAAGGUAAGAGUUGGCGACCACGACCUCUUGCACUCGGUGACAAAGCACUCGUACCAGGCAUAUGACGUCAGUGUUAGGAGAGUGAACCUCCAUCCACAUUACAUGAAGACCAACCUGAAAGCAGAUGUGGCCGUAUUAGAGUUGCAAGCCUCCGUGCUUCAUCUCCAAAACGUGAACCGGGUGUGCCUUCCUGGCGAGCUCAAGGACACAAGUGGGCACGACUGUGAUGUCGCUGCUUGGACUGCUGUGUUGCAAUCAGAGGAUGGUUACAAACCAACCACGGAUUUCAACUCCAAACUCCGUUAUUCCAAAUAUCAGACCAUCACAAGGGAAGAUUGUCAGUAUCGUCUGAGGGCUUUUCCGUCCCUGGGCAGUUUCUUCAGACUUCAAGAGGGGAUAUUGUGUGCCAAGUCGAAGGAUCCCAAAAUGUGUUUGGGCGAUGGUGGGAGUGGUCUUGUGUGCAAAUCGUCUUCAGGCCAGUACGCCAUAAGAGGAUUGGUGUCAUGGGGUGUAGGAUGCAAGCCCAAUCUGCCCACUGCUUUUGUUGACGUAGCUUUCUACCUGCCCUUCAUUACCUCAGUCAUUGAAGAUGGAUCAGCAAUGCCUGCAAAACACCCAUACAGUAUUCCACACAAACCCACUGGAGCCUCAACUUCACACAAUUUCGACCAUUACGUGCCACCAAGACGUCAAAGCCACCCCACGAGGCACAGUGGUCAUUCUCAAACUUAUUCUGAUCCACUUAAGCCAAUGCAUGGUUUUGGCACUCCAUCCAGUGGGCACCAUCCUCGACCUAACACCAAUUAUGUCCCACCCUCUGGCUAUGGUACGCCCCCAGCCGGCUAUGAUACACCACCUUCGGGAUAUCAUACCCCACCCUCCGGAUAUGGUACACCCCCUGCUGGGUAUGAUACCCCACCCUCCGGAUAUGGUACACCCCCUGCUGGGUAUGAUGCCCCACCCUCCGGAUAUGGUACACCCUGCUGGUAUGAUGCCCCACCCUCCGGAUAUGGUACACCCCCUGCUGGGUAUGAUGCCCCACCCUCCGGAUAUGGUACACCCCUAUGCCCACCUCCGGAUAUGGUACACCCCUGCUGGGUAUGA